AUGGCGUUUCCUCCGCUUGCGCAUCUUGGACCUGCCGAGGAUCAGCUACUAGUGCUGCAGGGCGAUCAUAGGUCCUCCUAUGUUUGGGAGGGACAGCUAUCGAUGCAGGCUCUCCGCCCCAAGAGGCCUGAUGAUUUGUGGGAGUUUUUUGCCGAGCAUCCUUUCCAUGAGCGCGUAGUAGAGAGCCUCCAGGCUACUGGAUUAUAUACCAUUUUUGAGCUUGGACGGAUGCAGCUUGAUUGGUCGCUCAUCACGGCCUUGGAUGUCCAGGUUUUAUACGGACUGCGCGUAGAGGGACGCGCCUUCGCACUGCCCCACCACCGGAGAGGGAUGACUCGUGCACAGUUGGCGGACAUGAUGGGGCAGUUGACUGGUUCUAGACCUCAGGGUGACCGGGGUGGCAGUCGCGUGGCUUUGUCAUUCAUGAGAGAUCAGAUGGCGGAUUUUCACCCAGAUAUUACCCACAAGACGGACCAUCUUUGGAUUCAGAGGUACAAUCGGUUGGCGUUGCUCCUUCUUUUCGGGUGUGUCUUGUUCCCGGACACUUCGCGGAGUAAAGUGAGUAUGCGCUUUCUCCAUUGUCUUGAGCAGCUGGAUGAGCUAACACAGUACAGCUGGGGUGCUACUGUUCUGGCGUAUCUAUAUAGGAGCAUGUGCCGGGCGAGCGUAGGUCCAGCGGUUGAUAUAUGUGGUUUUCUGCCCCUCCUACAGCCACCUCUACCACUACUCCCGCCCGGUGAGGAUUAUCCGCUUCUCCCUCUAGCUAUCAGGUGGAUUCUCCGGCGUGGGACCUACCGAGGGAUGGAUGCUCAUCAUAAUCUCCCCCUUCUUAGGGAUGUGUUAAAUAUGUUGGUGGACGGACAGCAUCGAGUUGCUUGGUCAGCUACCCGCUUGUUGCUCAGUCGACCGACUGAUUUGAAGCACCUCCGUCUCGUUGAUCUUCUGGGAUUACGUUAA
Molecule: messenger RNA, 957 nt
Organism: Nicotiana attenuata
Lineage: Eukaryota; Viridiplantae; Streptophyta; Magnoliopsida; Solanales; Solanaceae
Product: serine/threonine-protein phosphatase 7 long form homolog
Exons: 4
Coding region: 1-957 (318 amino acids)
Source: RefSeq, a predicted model, not a curated record